Vigna umbellata (rice bean) is the source of this 876-nucleotide messenger RNA. RefSeq lists its product as uncharacterized. NCBI's taxonomy places the organism in Eukaryota, Viridiplantae, Streptophyta, Magnoliopsida, Fabales, Fabaceae. The record is from RefSeq and is a predicted model, not a curated record.
AAAAGGUGUGAACUUUGAAGCCAAACUGCAUUUACUAGUGUUUACCAACUCCUCUUGAGCCACUCACAAACCAUACCAAACAUACUUUCACUUUUCUUCUUCUCUCUCUUUCUUCUUCUUCUUCUCUUUUUCUUUAUAUCACCAACAAAGUUCAUACUUUUCAGAUACCCAUUUUCUCAUAAUGACCAACAAAUCUCCAGUUUUUCCAAUGCCAGACCCUCAACAUUUCAGUGACUAUGGCUUUGACCCUCAAAUAAACUAUUUUCAGGUGUUGGAAGAAGCCAUGAAGCACAAGCGUGAGACGGCGAGAUCCAUAGAUUCCAUCCACUUCAAGCUCCAAAAGCCCAUUUCCAAGGACGAAUCCCGUAGCAAAGCCCACAGGCCCAGGAAGAAGCGCUGGUGGAGAAGCGCCCUCCUCUUUUUCAAGUGGCGCUGGACCCAUCCCCGCGACAACGGCAUUGACCAAAACGACGUCCACCAGGCACGAGCCCGGGCUUUCCGGGCUUCCAUCUCGGGCCCCGUGUACUGGACCGAGAGCCGAAGCGGCUCCGCCACGCCCCUCCGCACUUCCAGCCGCCCUUCCUCCGGGCCGCUCGCCGGCACCCUCACGCCGCCGGCCAAGGAUGACGUGGACACGCCUUACAUAAGUCUAAGAGAACUCAACAUGGAACAACAACAUCAACUUCAGCGGAGGAUGUCUACCUCAGCCAUGCCCAUAUACUUGGUCACCUAGAAAACUUUCAGUGUUUCUUGUUUUUUCUUUGUUAUUAUAAUUUUUAACCUAAGCAAAGGUGUUUGUUUGUUUGAUUUGGGAUGGAUCAUCGUUUUGAUGUUUGUUUGUUGCUCCCUUUUAAUAUAUGCAACUGGUUUUGACCA